AAGUCUCGCGGUGUUUCCUCACUUCUCGCAGAAGAAGAAUCCCGGAAGUGUGGAAAGAUUUCCUGACGGAUCACCGGGCUAACCAGCUAACAGAGAUAACUCUCAGUCUUAUCAUCCUUUAAUCUCUUCUACAGGUUAGAUAGACACCUGCACUAAAGUAUCAAGAUGACAGCCGCACCUUACAACUACUCCUACAUCUUCAAAUACAUCAUCAUCGGUGAUAUGGGCGUAGGGAAGUCAUGUCUGCUGCAUCAGUUCACAGAGAAAAAAUUCAUGGCGGACUGUCCUCACACCAUCGGGGUGGAGUUCGGCACGAGGAUCAUGGAGGUCCACAGUCAGAAGGUGAAGCUACAGAUCUGGGACACGGCCGGUCAGGAGCGCUUCAGGGCCGUCACCAGGUCCUAUUACAGAGGGGCCGCCGGGGCCCUUAUGGUGUAUGACAUCACCAGGAGAAGCACCUAUAAUCACUUGAGCAGCUGGUUGACAGACGCCAGGAACCUGACUAACCCAAACACAGUGAUCAUUCUGAUUGGAAAUAAGGCCGACCUGGAGGCGCAGAGAGAUGUGACGUAUGAGGAGGCCAAACAGUUCGCUGAAGAGAAUGGUUUGCUGUUCCUAGAGGCCAGCGCUAAAACAGGGGAGAAUGUGGAAGAGGCUUUUCUGGAAGCAGCAAAGAGGAUUUACCAAAACAUCCAAGAUGGCAGCCUGGACUUGAACGCUGCAGAGUCAGGAGUCCAACACAAACCGUCUGCGCCGCAAGGAGGCCGCCUUAAUGCCGACAGCCAGCCGGCAAAAGAGGGCUGCAGCUGCUAACCGCGGACGGGAACCACAGACCAAUCAAACGGACAGACGGAAGGACAGAAAUGAACAUAUACAGACACAGAAAUCUACUCACCACACAGCACUAACAUGCAUCUUCUAUCCAGAUUGGAGUCCAUUUAACACAACCGACCUGUUGGACCUCGAUUUCGGCUUCAAAACAACACAGAGCCAUCCUCCACCCUACUGAACGCUUACUAACUUUUCAAUACGGGACACCCUCAACCAAGUACCAAAACCACAACUUUCCACAGUCUUGUGUGCAACCUCUGUAUCAGUGUUGGACAGUUCCCAUGUCAUUGUACUUACCAAAAUCCACCUUAUGGACCUUGGAUCAGGCUUCAAAAUAAGUUAUAGCCAAUAGAGAUCACUAUCCAAGCCAAUCCAGCCAGAUUAGUCUGGACCAUUGACACCUACGAAUUAUCAUGUAUCACCCAAGGAUACAAAAGCCUCUAUUUAAUGAUGUGACUACUCCUUGUACCCCAUCUCUUCCAAACCUGGACCAAUUCAAGGAAGAGAUGUCCAAAUUUGGGGCUACCAUUAUCUGGAGUGACCCAGCACCCAUGUCUUAAAAGACAAAACAGGAUUCAAGACUUCUGCUCUCUACAGAACUACACAAUUUGGACAUUGCCAUGGAUGGAGCUAUAGUCUUGGUUUUGGAUUGACUGCUCCUCUUCCAAGUCCAGACGAACCAAAGCCUACAUCCAGGAAGGGUUUAACCCGCUGUUUGCAAAGCUGGAGCCUUCUAAAACCAGAAUGGGAAACCUCUAAUCCAAUCACUAGACUAUUCUGUUCAUGAGCUAUCCUCAAGACCCAGUCUCUUUCAACCUUGGACCAAUUAAAGCACGGUUUGUCCAAAUUUUGGACUAACCUUUUCUGGAGCGACCUGGCACCCAUUUUUAAAAGGAUGAGGCUCACUAUGACGCAACCUAUCGCUCUAAAAUGGACUACAUAUCACUUAAACCUGUGCUGUAAUCCUGAAUUUGGACAUUACCAUGGUCAGAUCCAUAAUCUAGGCAUUAGACCAUUCCUUAUCCCAAACGAGACAGCCCUAAGCUUUCAUCCAGGCUUGAACCAAAGGAGAACAAAGAUGGACAUUUCUAAUCCUAUCACCAAACAACACUGUUCUUGUACUGCCCUCUGGACUGUGGCCUUUCCGAGUGUGGAGUCUCCUCAGCUCUAGUCAGUUGAGGGUUUGGGGUACCCUUUUCCAAAUGCAAAGUCCUGUCUCCUAAGUGUUAAACAACAUACAAGGCUUAAAUUUGGACCAACCCCAGUUCCAAUGACACAUUAUGAUGACUACAUCCAGAGCCAGGACUCAAGCAGGACUACCUUUGGUUCAAAUUAAGACAUCCAGGCUUGCUUGGCCUGUUAGGACCUAUAGCGCCACCUUUGGCAUUGAAACCACAAUACCAUUUCCCAAAGCACCCAUGUCCAUUUGGAGAAAAUUGGCUAAACCUACAUCCUAAAUCAGGACCACACUUCCCUUAAAUGUGGAUUGUCCAAGUUCCAAUAUUUCAUUCCUGUGUACCCAUUCAGAGCCUCUCCUCAAGCAAGACUGUCCUUUUGGAGGACCAACCAUCAACUGUAGACCAGAUUUUGGCAUUAUCUCAUCUGCUAUAAUUCGAAACUGUCCAAUGAACCAGUUCUGACAUUCACCCUUGGAUAUGAACUUUUGGAUUUAUGGCCUUACUCGUGUCUUAUUCUUGUGUGAUGUCCCAUAUUCGUUGUUCAGCUGAAAAGGUCUUUAACAUCCAUUCCUCAGAACCAUGAAUUCAAGAACAGAGUGGCCUGGACAUCAAAACACACCUCUGGGAUUCUCUACUUGGACUCCUGAACAGUUUUCACUUGCUUGUUGGUAAUGUGGAACAGAAGACGCUUAUAUUCUGAGAUUGUUCGUGUGGAACGGAAGCUGUUGGUCCACAAGUCAAAUAACCAUCUUGAAGGCGUUCAUUCUGGUUUGACUACAGUCCAGACAUCUUGAAUGCAGGAUCCAGAGGAACUCCACUGAUUUUGAACAUGAGGAUCAGUUUACUUAUCAUGCUUAGUACCACUCAGCCUCUGGAAAUACUUGCAUGAUGUAUGCUUUGGCUUUGUAGGAGCCUUUUUACGUCUGAAAAGUUACACUGAAGAUGUAAGUUAGCCCGAGCUUCAAGAUCAUCGUGACGGAAAGAUCGACAGAGAGCCUCAGGGUUCACCGUUUCAAGAGUUCUGCGUAAAUUUAGGACCCGUGGCCCAGUUGUUUGAAAGGUUUGGCCUGAAUAAGAGUGAUCCAGGUUUGGAUUCCAGGAUUCGGUAAUCCACUAGAAAAUCUUGAUUGGACCAACUGGUUCAAGAAAGACUUUCUAAGAUUACAAAAUUAUCACCAGUGCUUUUAAUGAGGCUUCUUCUGUCCUCUUUUGAACAACCGGUUUUUAUCAUUUAAAUCCUACCCGAUAGGUUCGGAUCCUUUUGAACAACUGGGUCCAGGAGUUUUGGAGUAUACCCCUCUCAAGACUACAAGUCCGGAUAUAUCAGUCUUUGCAAGUUUAUUGGACCAGUCCCAGUCCUUCAUUAACCUGUAUCCUGUAAGUUCGCCAACUUCGUUGAACGAGUGACUAAAACCUUGUGCUACAUUCAAAACAAAAUGGCAUUAUGGGUAAUCUCCCUAUGUCCAAAUCACUGGAGCCCCUCUAAUGGGGGAAUAGCUACAGGUAAUAGCUUGGUUCUCAGUACACACAAAGGCAUGCUGAUAGAAGUUUUACCAGCAGAGCUUUAAUACUUACAUCGCAGGUCUUUAUCGGACCAACAUUUUGGACCCAAACUAACCAGUGUAGAACCUUCCCCCAUCCUACAUAGCUAGAUUUUAAUGUUCAGAAAAGAAACACAAACGAAAAGAAACCAACGCCCAACAAUUGUCAUUUUGACCAAGCUUCACGUACAUCCUUGGUUAAGUCUAGGAACCAAGCGCCCCCUUGAAGACCUCUAACAGAUACAUUUGUGGACAGGAACCUCAUAACUAGAACCACCGUCUCUGCGUCCCCACACUUUGCCUUUUUAAGAUCUAAUAUAUUUUAAUUAAGUAAUUUCGCAUCCUUGCGUCUGUAAGUAUUGACCGCUUUGUGGAGAGACGAGCAGCCAGUUGAUGAAGGUGAAGACGAAGAAAUGAACUUCCCUGAACCAGAAUGUCACGACCGAUCUGUCAGUGGAUCGCAAGUUCAGGAUAGAUUUUUAUUAAAUUUGAUUGUUUGUUUUUUCUAUCAUGUUUCCAAAUAUAAACAACCCAUAUUUUCAAUGUUCCGACUCCCUCUAGUGGCCGUUUUUAUCAUCUCUUUUCGUUGAAGGCAUUUAGAGGGAGGAAAAUUUGUGAAAGUGGAAGCAACACAGACGCUUUUAAUGCAUUAGUCUGUUUUAUCGUUCGUCUAUCGUUCGUUUGUUUGUUAGCAUUAGGCCACAAUUACACUUUACUUGAAUGUGCUAUUUUAGCAUCUUGUUGAUUGACGCUAAAUUGUCACAUUGCAUAGAAGACACAGCUUACUUUAUCGUAGUACACACAAAAAUUGAAAAAUUAGUUUUCAAAGGCUGUAAGAAAUAAUAGAUGAAAAAAAAUUGCUAUUCACCGCAUCAUAAAGAAAAAUUGCUAUUUCAUGAAAUCUACCCGAAUGAUCUAAAAACUUUUCCUUUAAACAUGAUUCAGUCCAACAUAACUUCCUGAGCGUUCCCAAAUAUACACACCAGAUAUUUUAACAGCUCCCCCUAGUGGCCAUUUUCAAAAAAAAAUUUGUGAAGUGUUAACUGAGAGGGGCGAAAUGGCACAAAUUUAAGAAACACAGAUUUAUUUUUGUUAUUAUUUCUGUCCGUGUUAGGCCAGGUAACACUUGCUUGAAUUUUAUUUCUUUAUUACCACAAAGUUGUUCGUUAAGACUGAAAGACGUCGUUAGUCUGUAACUUACAAAAAACAAAAUUAUCCACAAAAUCAGUAUUUCAGGUAAUUUGGAAAAACUGAAUUUCAAACUUUAUUUGAUCGUGUUUAGUCCGACCCAAAGAUCCUGAGCCUUGAUUUCCUAUAAAUACUGUAUAAUUUUCAUAUCACAGCUCCCCCUUGUGGCUACUUCCCCUUUAAAUCGAGGGGAACAAACGGCCCUAGCGUGGAAGUAAAACAAAAUGUUAGAAAGUUAUUUUUUUGUGUGACCAUUUGUGUUUUUUUAAUUUAGGAUUGCACUUUACUGAAUGUGCUACUCUAAUUUCUUUCUUUUUUUACGUCUGAAUUGUUAAGUUGCAGUGAAGAUCGGUCUUACUUUAUCGUAGUUCACGUAAAACCCAAACCAAAUAUUUGUUGUUGUUUGUCGGACGUUAUCGGAAAAAUUAAACUUGAUUCAACCCAACAACUUAAACCUUUAUUUCACAAACAGCAUUAAAUAAUCCUUCACCGUUACUAAAUCAGCUUUUAACGAAUCAGUGUGACCCAACGCUUUAAUCGAAGUGUAACCGAAUCAGUCCGUGAAUUUUGAUUUCUAAGAAGCAUUCCAGCGCUAGCUACCUACUGCACAUAAAUCAAACAAAGCAGCUGAUUUUCUAAAUGUUUAUUUUGCAUUUUUUAAUACUUAAAGCUGUUUUCAUUUUCCUUUUUUUGUCUUCGAAUAGAGAGAAAACAAAACUAGCGAACAGACGGCUCAGUCUCAAAUGUAACGUUAAAAAGAAAGUUACGUAAGCAGCUUCGGAUGUAGCUUUCUCCUCCGACAGAACGAUUUCAAUAUACUAAAAAUAAUAUAUAAACAUUUUAAAAAAUGUGUAUAAAAAGUAAAAAAAAAAACUCACGUUAGGUCACAGUUAUAAAAUGAAAUCGCAACUUUUCCAGGCAAAGAUUUCCGAUGUUAUUAAUUUUGAUUCCACUUUCUUUUUCAGCUAAUCAUGACGAAAAAUUCGGACAUUGAGUUUACAGUAUUACUCUUUCCUUUUUUACGUAAACUAGAUUUAGUGACGCUUCAUGAUCUAAUUAUUUUAACAUCAAAAUGAUUGAAAUGAUAAACAGGUCUGCAGGAAAAUGAGGUAAAAUGUCGUAGAAUUGUUCGGAGAAAGUGAAAGUAACACAAGAAAUAAAAGGAUUGAAUUGUUCUGUACGUUAAAGUCAACAGUGAAGUGUUUGGUGACAUUCUGCUUCUGUUGGAUUCUGUAGUUUAGCCGCGUAUUAAAGGAGAACGUUUUAGUUUAGUAGUUUAAAAAGUCGUUCCCUGGCUGUCUUACGUCCAUCCGCCCGUCCUCUGUGAUUCAGAUUUCGGGUUGCCCCUCUGAGCUCCUGUGUACAUAUCAGUCUAAACCGAAGUGCUGAUUGUGAAACACGUGGACCGCUUAAACCCAGAGUCUUUCUUUUUCUUACUGGGUCCACAUCCGUCUGAAUGUGGAGUGAUCGGUUUUUGUUGUCCUCUGAUUGGUGGACAGCCGCCUUCAACGACUGAGACGCUUGAUUUAUGAAUGAAGCCCCGCCCCCUCAUUGUAAAAAACCCACACAUCAGACUUUUCCAAACGUUCUGUUUGUUUUCUCUUAAUCCUCACGACACAAACACGAGAGAUAGAAACCAUUAGCGUUAAAGUACCGCAGAACGCACUUUGUUUCCUCUUUCUGUUCUCGUUCGGGUUUUAACUCGUCUGCAUGAACCAAAGGCUUUUAAAAGUUAGCAAGAAGUCACCGGAGGAGUCGCCUUAAGCUUCCCUCACCAAAGGAAAACAAAAGCAUUUAAUCCUUUUUGUACUCAAACACAACAGAGGAGAGACUCGCAGCUGAAGGACUGUAGGGGGCGGCGUUGGUGCGUCCCGGCCCUUUAAGGGAGCUCAGUCCUCAGAGAGAUAAAGACGCUGCUGUUUGAAUUAUAUAUCGAUGCUUUUCACAAACUGAUGGAGAGACUGAAAUUUUGAACCUAAAUAUUCCACGUUCUGUGACUGUAACACACUCUGUACAUUUCAUUCUUUCUUUAUGUAUCGUCUGUUUAUCUUCUGUCUGAAGUAACACACGUCUUCAUGACCAUGACUCUUUGAUUAUUUAUAUUCUAAAUCUGACAUUCAUCAGCUGUACCUUCAUUGUACGAUCGUGGGGAUUCAGUUAUUUGUAAAUAAAGUAUAUAUACUGUAUAUACUCGAA
Messenger RNA from Notolabrus celidotus (New Zealand spotty), 6934 nucleotides. Its product is annotated as ras-related protein Rab-14-like. The record is from RefSeq and is a predicted model, not a curated record. Gene Ontology annotation, biological process: phagosome maturation; endocytic recycling; defense response to bacterium. Bases 166 to 813 code for a protein of 215 amino acids. Gene Ontology annotation, cellular component: Golgi apparatus; phagocytic vesicle; recycling endosome. The transcript is spliced from 8 exons. Lineage: Eukaryota; Metazoa; Chordata; Actinopteri; Labriformes; Labridae. Gene Ontology annotation, molecular function: GTPase activity; GTP binding.